GGAGGAUCGAGUACAACCAGCACCUCCCCGUUCCUUGACAAGUUUCCUAGAAUACCCGCAAUGGCAUCGCUUCACCAACGUCUUCCGGCAGGAGUCUCCCGUACGGAAGGCUGAGAGGCUACUCAACAAGGAAGGUUUCGAGAUGGCGUCGGGAUGGUGGGCGCUUUCUCACCUUGGCGCUCUCCGCCCUCCUUUCUCUGCCACGGGGACUGUAAUCGGCCAACACGUCACAACGUUCGACUCCGUCAUUAUCAAUUCUUGGGGUCGUGUUCGUAUCUCCUGGCCAAAGACUUCGUAGGCGGUGAUUUUGAAGUCAUUGGUGAGUACGAGAGCGUGGGCGGGCUGAUGAGGCUGAAGUCCGUGGUUGUGCGCGGACAGGGGACUGACGUCACGCUGCACGUGGAUGGAACUGUGGAAGAAAGGAGUGUGGCAGGACAGGUGCUCUCUGGAGGCGAGUACUCAGCAGUGGCCUUCGGAGGACUCUUCGUCACCUGCAGCAAGAACACGCAGGGAUGUUCGGUGACUGUGAGCGGGAAGUACUUCGGAAGACUGGCCGGCCUGCUUGGGAACUACAACAACGAGCCGGCCGACGACUGGCGAGGUCCGGACGGGACCGAAGCCUCGGCGAGCACUUGGUCCGUGUCUCCCGAAGCUUGCUAUGAGGCGAACCAGGCUAUCCGGGUGAACGAGCUCCGCGAGGCCGAGGAGGGCGUCGAGGAGUGCUCCCGCAUCUUCCUCGACUCCGACAGCAGAUUCAGCAACUGCUUCGAAGCGGUGGACCCGCGGCCAUACUUCUGGCACUGUGUCAAUUCCUUUAACCGGCCGGAGUUCGAUCUCGCCAACGCCAACACCGUCUGCAAUGUUGCAUCUGCUUAUCGCACGCAGUGUCUCAACCAGAAAAUUAGUUUGCCGAGUUUGAUGGAGUGCGCUGAAGUGGAGCCAGCCGUGUUCCUGGAGAAGCCGGUGCGCCCCAUGGCGGAGAGUCUGGUUCCCACGUGUGAUGCGGGCGGCGAGGAAGUGCCCCUCGGGUGGAGCCAGCAGUACGAGGCUGUGUCCAAAGGUUCAGCCGAUGUUGCGCUGGUCAUAGAACUUGCUGCUUGCCACAAGGGGAAAGACAUGCAGAAACUCUUCAAGCUUUUCAAAGUCCAGAUGAAGAAGGCUGGAGCUCAGGAUGUCCAGUAUGCCUUAGUGACAACGGCUGGCAGAGACUCCAAUGUGUCCUCGUUCAUGACGGGCGACGAAAUAGAGAGCCAGCUGUCAGGCCUUUCCUUCGAGGGCGCCAAAUCCGCAGACAAAGGAUAUUCGGCCGUUUUAGCUGCUGCCAAGGAACUCAAAUGGCGCCCAGGGGUUUCCCGAACGAUUCUUCACCUCUCCUGUCAGCCCUGUGACAUGGGCGAAAAUCUCGAGCAGGUCCUGAAAGAGCAUGACGUCACUUACCACAUUGUUACCAAGAUCAAAAUCAAUGUAGAAGGACCUAGUGAAAAGCGAAGCAAGGUCAUGGCCUCCAAAGUGUUUGGAUUUGACGAGAAAUUUGUAUACACUGUCGGAGACUUUGCAACUUUCCGCGGCAACACUAAGAUUCGGGCCAUGAUGCAGCAACCGGAAGGAGUGUGCGUUGCAGCUGCGGAGGGCUCUGGAGGCUCGGUUUUCAAUGGAAAUAAGUGGGUGACCAGCAAAGCGUUGUUGGAGAAGAAAUUCCUCCGAGUAAUGGCACAAAGGGUGUCGAUGAGUACAUCAGCCCCUGAAUGCCAGGAGUGCCAGUGCACAGGAAGUAGCCGUGGCACAGUGGUGAAGUGCUACGAAUGCUCUGAAGCUCCCGAUAUGUCAGAAAUGAGCCCGCUCGACUUCAUCACGCCAAGCGCCUCCAAGUCCGGAGGCGACAUGGACGCCGAGGACGAGAUUGAGAACGCCAUUGUCGAGGACAUACGCAAGGACUUCAAAGAACAGUUCAUAGAGGAGAAUGUCGCUCUUGAAACCUUCACGGACGAAGCCUAUUCGGACGAGAGCGAGAGCGCCGAGGACUAUUCCGAGGAGGAGGAGGAGGAGGAGGAGGACUACGAGGUGGAGGCCAACGGCGGCGAGAACUACGAUUAUUACGAAUAUUAAGCACGUCUCCGCCAGGCCACAAGCGGCUCAAUUUUGGCUCGGGUCCGCAAUGGCCUUCUGCCCAAGUCGAGGGCGACUCCUUUGAUCACGUGGGAAGACCCGGCCUAAGAGACAGGCGCUGUAAAAACUAAACGCUUUGAAGAAAUUGUCCCCUAAAAGAAUGUCUUUA
Penaeus vannamei (Pacific white shrimp) is the source of this 2275-nucleotide messenger RNA. Lineage: Eukaryota; Metazoa; Arthropoda; Malacostraca; Decapoda; Penaeidae. The record is from RefSeq and is a predicted model, not a curated record.